AGACGCUGGCUGAUGGUCAGCCUGCACACGUUUGGUCCGGAGCUGACAGAGCACCUGGCGCAGCGUUGCCAGCUGGCGCCGUCCGGCCGGCCGGGCGUCGCCACUGUGCUUCAUCUGCUCCACCAGCUGAACGUCACCCUCUUCUACCUGGGCGCCGGCUACUACCACCUAGACAAGCGGCUGACUGGCAUACGAUACCUGCUGGUGCGGCCCUGGAUGGGGGACGCCCUCUCACGGCGCACAUUCCUGCUGCUGGGCCUGAUCUCGCUGCUGCACCUCUGCGUCUCUGGCGCGCUGCAGCUGCGCGGGAUCGCCGCCCCGGCCGCCGCCGCCGCCGCUGCGGAGAAGGCCGCUGCCGAGCCGGCGGCGGCGCCCGUGGAGCGCCGGCUGCAGUGUCCGCUCUGCCUGUCCCGCCGCACGGCUACGGCUGCCACGCCCUGUGGUCACCUCUUCUGCUGGAGCUGCGUCGUCGACUGGUUGCAGACCCAGCCUAGCUGCCCCGUCUGCCGCGAGGAGGCGCCACCGCACCGCCUCGUACCGCUGAUCGGCUACGACGAGUGAUAGGACUGGUCCUGGGGGUGGGCGGGGGGAAGGUGACAGGGCCGGUCCGAGGGCGACUGACGACUGACGGGGUCGGUCAGGGAAUGACUGACGAGUAGCGGGGCCGACCAGAGGACAACUGCGGAGUGAUGCGACCGGUCAGGAUGUGGCGGACCGGGUCCGGGCUGGAGCAGUCGCGGCCUGUGUGAGGCACCUGCUGCACGACAUCGUGAUCCGCUGGCUGUACCGGCAUCGACUCGUGCGGUGGCGUGAGUUGCACGAUUGCUGUGAACACGACGUCAACAACAUAAAUGCAGUACCGGUGUCAAGUUUCACGCUCAAUCCAUAGUGGACGGCGGCCGGCCGGCCAGGGGUACACAUCAGAACAUGUCUGUCGGGGUGAUCACGGCGCGCCAGAACUCCUCGAUCUUGCUAAACACGCAUGGUGGCGCGCCCAUGGCGUGUUCUGAGCAUUUGUCGUCUGUGAGCUGUGCACUGUCUGUCGCUUUUGGCCAGACGUAGACGGCGCGACUAUGGGCCAGGCCAGGCUGAACCCGGGAGGGCAUUCCUGGUCCGUUCAUCACACCUCCAGACAUGGAUGCGGGCGUGCAUGACGUAACUAGUGGGGAAGGGCGGUUAUGCUUGCGCUUCAUGUACUCAGGGUAAAGUGGGAGUCGACUUUAGAACCAGUCUGCUUUUUCUUGAGCGAGGGCGGUAUUGAUCUCAUUGGACAUCAAUGUGAGUAGGGUUCGGUGAUAGAAAUCAUCGACGGCUGGACUCAAAUAAACACAAGUAACAACGCA
Molecule: messenger RNA, 1343 nt
Organism: Pollicipes pollicipes
Lineage: Eukaryota; Metazoa; Arthropoda; Thecostraca; Pollicipedomorpha; Pollicipedidae
Product: peroxisome biogenesis factor 10
Biological process (GO): protein import into peroxisome matrix
Cellular component (GO): peroxisomal membrane
Molecular function (GO): zinc ion binding
Source: RefSeq, a predicted model, not a curated record